AAUUAUUGUGAAAUUUCGCACGAGUGACGAGUGCGCAUGCGCACGCUUCGAGUCAUCGGACGUCAAAAACGUCCUUCAUUUUUUAAAGUGAGGUUAUCUCAAUGUUUAUGGACAAUAUUUGAAUCGUAAAGUUAAAAAAUAAAUGUUUUGAGAUGAGUACGGGCUCGAAGCGCACGAUUUACGUUGGCGGUUUAGCGGAGGAAGUGGACGAUAAGGUUCUCAAUGCUGCUUUCAUUCCAUUCGGUGAUAUAGUCGAUAUUCAGAUUCCUCUAGAUUACGAGACUGAAAAGCACCGGGGGUUCGCUUUCAUUGAAUUUGAGAGUGCGGAAGAUGCGGCUGCAGCCAUCGACAACAUGAAUGACUCAGAGCUGUUCGGGAGGACCAUACGGGUCAAUUUGGCCAAACCACAAAGAAUUAAGGAGGGUUCGACGCGGCCUGUGUGGUCUGAAGACUCGUGGUUGCAGCAACAUGCCGGUGAAACUAUUGGCAAAACCGUUAAUGACUUGCUUGCAGACAAUAAAGAUUCUUCAGACACAGCUGCAGGAGAAAAGGACGAAAAUAAGAAAGUGAAAAACCCGCAAGUGUACUUUGACGUCAGGGUUGGUAAGACUGAGGUGGGUAGGAUUACCAUGAUGUUGCGCGCAGACGUGGUUCCCAGGACAGCAGAGAACUUCAGGUGUUUAUGCACCCAUGAAAAGGGUUAUGGGUUUCAAGGGUCCACGUUUCACAGAAUCAUUCCAGACUUUAUGUGCCAAGGUGGCGACUUCACCAACCACAAUGGUACAGGCGGAAAGUCGAUUUAUGGGCGGAAAUUUGUUGACGAGAAUUUCGACUUGAAACAUGUGGGGCCUGGAACGUUAUCCAUGGCCAAUUCUGGACCCAAUACCAAUGGGUCGCAAUUUUUCAUUUGCACGGCGAAAACUGAGUGGCUGGAUGGGAAACACGUGGUUUUUGGGCACGUGAUAAGCGGGAUGGACGUCGUCCGAAGGAUGGAACGGUGCGGGAGCAAAAGCGGGACACCCACUGAGAAAGUUACAAUUGCAGCAUGUGGAGAAAUUCAGUAGCAAUUAUUUUUAAGAAUUUUGUACAAAUAAAAAAUUGUUAGUGAA
Messenger RNA from Zophobas morio, 1109 nucleotides. It is a transcript of the gene cyp33, whose product is annotated as peptidyl-prolyl cis-trans isomerase E. NCBI's taxonomy places the organism in Eukaryota, Metazoa, Arthropoda, Insecta, Coleoptera, Tenebrionidae. Gene Ontology annotation, molecular function: peptidyl-prolyl cis-trans isomerase activity; RNA binding. The transcript is spliced from 4 exons. Gene Ontology annotation, biological process: protein folding; protein peptidyl-prolyl isomerization. The coding region runs from base 153 to 1064 and encodes 303 amino acids. The record is from RefSeq and is a predicted model, not a curated record. Gene Ontology annotation, cellular component: intracellular membrane-bounded organelle.